CUUAUUUGCUACACCAUAGCUCGUAUAGGACGUGAACUUGGUGCCUACAAGCUGGCACGUGAUACUCUUGAUCGUUUGGGGAGCUUACGAGUGCCACCACGUCUUCAGCGUGAUGUAGAACUGAUGACGGUGAACAUCAGAGCCAAACCGUUCUCGGAUGCUGACGAUCUGUUACCUGUAUGUCACAGAUGUGGAUUCAACAACCCCCUCACAUGCGGCAUGAACUGUAUCCACUGCAAGACGGCGUUUGUACAUUCGUUUGCUACGUUUGAAAUUCUACCUCUCGUGGAGUUCACCGUGGAUCCGAAUCUGCCUAUUGACGAGGCGGUAAAGCUGGUCGAAUCGGAG
Molecule: messenger RNA, 348 nt
Organism: Ostertagia ostertagi
Lineage: Eukaryota; Metazoa; Nematoda; Chromadorea; Rhabditida; Trichostrongylidae
Source: the annotation of a GenBank genome assembly